This is a messenger RNA of Plasmodium gallinaceum, 372 nucleotides long. RefSeq names its product conserved Plasmodium protein, unknown function. The record is from RefSeq and is a predicted model, not a curated record. The transcript is spliced from 2 exons. The coding region runs from base 1 to 372 and encodes 123 amino acids. NCBI's taxonomy places the organism in Eukaryota, Apicomplexa, Aconoidasida, Haemosporida, Plasmodiidae.
AUGAAAGAAAAAAAUAUAGUAUCUAUAGGUUUAAAAGCGCAAAUAAAUGAGCUUGAAAAAUCAAUAAACAACAUAGCUACUGAAAUUGAUGAAAAAACUCUAAAUAAUAAUGUAAAAAGUACUUAUUUUCUUAAAUUAUGUGAAGAAAAGAAAAGUAUUUUGAUCAAAUUUUUAAACGAAGAAAAAAAGAAGGUAUUUGAUGAUAUUGAAAAUAAUAAAAGUAAUAUGUUACAAAAAAUUAGUAUAAUUAAUGAAAAAAAUGAAGAUGUUAAAAAACAGUCAGAAAUAUUAAUGAUAGAAAAAAAUAAAAAUUUAUGUUUUAUAAAGAAUUUAGAAAAUAAAAUUGAAAAAAUUAGAGGAAUUAUAAUGUGA